This is a messenger RNA of Eurypyga helias (sunbittern), 504 nucleotides long. Its product is annotated as gamma-parvin-like. The annotation marks the transcript as partial. Gene Ontology annotation, biological process: substrate adhesion-dependent cell spreading; establishment or maintenance of cell polarity; actin cytoskeleton organization. Gene Ontology annotation, molecular function: actin binding. The record is from RefSeq and is a predicted model, not a curated record. Gene Ontology annotation, cellular component: focal adhesion; actin cytoskeleton; cytoplasm. The transcript has 5 exons. NCBI's taxonomy places the organism in Eukaryota, Metazoa, Chordata, Aves, Eurypygiformes, Eurypygidae.
AUGGAUCCUGACUUUUUAAAUGUGUUUACACAGCCUGCUGCGCUUGAUCAAAUCCUAGCUGAGAAUGUCAUCGCUCUAGGUGAGAAGAAGAAAUUCAUAAAACUGACCUCAAAGAACAAUCCCAAAUUGGAAGAAUUAAAGCUGUUACUGAUCGACUGGAUUAACACAACCCUGAAAGAGGAACACAUAGUAGUUAAAAGUCUGGAAGAAGAUCUGUACGAUGGGCUGGUACUUCAUCAUCUUUUGGAGAAACUAGGAUCUCUCAAGCUGGAUGUCGACAAGAUCGCAUUGACAGAAAACAAACAGCGACAGAAAGUCUCUGUGAUUCUGCAAGCUGUGGCUAAGUGUUUGCAGCUGGAAGAAAGUCAGCUGAAAUGGAGUGUAGAAUCUAUCUUGUCGAAGGACUUACUGAGCACGCUGCAUCUUCUGGUUGCAAUAGCGAAGCACUUCGAACCCAACCUGGCCAUGCCUCCAAAUGUUCAAGUGGAAACAAUCACCCUUGAG